This is a messenger RNA of Vicia villosa (hairy vetch), 876 nucleotides long. RefSeq lists its product as uncharacterized. The record is from RefSeq and is a predicted model, not a curated record. The transcript has a single exon. NCBI's taxonomy places the organism in Eukaryota, Viridiplantae, Streptophyta, Magnoliopsida, Fabales, Fabaceae. Bases 1 to 876 code for a protein of 291 amino acids.
AUGUUCCAAAGCCCUGGUAAGACAAUUAAGGAGGAAAGUAGACCCAAAGAUAAACCAAGUAACUCGAAAGAGAAAGAGGACAAGGAAGGCGAGACGGAGGAAAAAGAAGCGCCAUACGUACCUCCACCACCCUAUAAACCACCUCUCCCGUACCCUCAAAGAUUCGAAAAAUCUAAAAGCAUAGGGCAUUUUAAGAAAUUUGUAGAAAUUCUUAAACAAUUGAACAUUACAAUUCCUUUUACAUUAGCUAUUACACAAAUACCCUCAUAUGCUAAGUUCCUAAAAGAAAUCCUAUCGAAUAAGAAGAAAAUAGAAGACAAUGAGACCGUAACAUGGGAGAAUUUGUCACCUAAGCUGAAAGACUCAGGAAGUUUCUCCAUACCCUGCAAUAUAGAAAAAUUUGUCAUAGACAAAGCUCUGUACAACUUAGGAGCUAGUAUUAGCCUAAUGCCUUUGUCCAUUUGCGAGAAACUUAACAUGGGAGACCUUAGACCAACCAAGAUGUCAGUAGAACUUGCAGACCGUUCCGUUAAGUAUCCUAUAGGUGUUCUUGAAAACAUACCCGUCUGCAUCGGACAAUUCUACAUCCCUACGGAUUUCAUAAUUAUGGACAUAAAGGAAGACGUCAAUACCCCUAUAAUCUUAGGAAGACCGUUUCUAGCUACCGUUGGAGCUAUUAUAGACGUAAAGAAAGGCAAAUUGACAUUCGAAGUAGGUGAGGAGAAGGUCGAGUUUAUUCUAACACAAUUCCUUCAAGCCCCAGCUAUAGAAGAUACAUGCUAUCUGGUGGAUGUUAUUGAUGAAUGUCUAAGAGAGAUAGGAUUAUCAGAAGAAUCUUACUCUGAAGUUAUAAAGAAGAGUCAACGCAGAGACUGA